UUCACUCUCAGAUGGGUCAGCCCCCAAUACUUCCAUCCCCACACCCUUUAUAGACCCCACACAUUCUCUCCUUUCCCUUCCACAUUACAAAACUCGGUUUGGUCUCGACUCGACUCAAUUCGACUUACUUUUCUUUCACCUUCCUUCUCCUUUGUUGUUUUAACGCUCUCGCAGGCAACGACCCAAAUUCAAGAAUCAUCCAAAAACCACCGUAUUUUCAUGGACAAGAGUAACCCUGAACGAGAAACUCAUGAUUUCAUGAACGUUGAGUCUUUCUCUCAACUACCCUUUAUCCGGCCUGCGCCAAAAGAAAAGGGCAUUAGACUUUUUGGGAUAGAAUUUGGAAGCCAAAAUGUUGUAGCGGCGUCUGCGUCUUCUAUUGAGGAAUCGGAGUCAGAUGACACGGUUAUUGCAUGCGAAGAUGCUAAAGAAAACAACAACGACAACAACAACAGCGGAGGAGAAAGUAGCCGGAGAUUUGAAUGCCAUUAUUGUUGUAGGAAUUUCCCUACUUCACAAGCCUUAGGAGGGCACCAAAACGCCCACAAAAGAGAGCGCCAACAUGCAAAAAGGGCUCACCUUCAGUCUAAUGCAGCCGCUAUGGUUCAUGGAAUUGGAGCCUUCUCCGACGCUGCCCAUGUGUAUGGGCUCAUGAACUACCAGCGACUAGCCGGCGCCGCUCCCUCCGGCCUGCAGGUUAAUAAUUACCCUUCUUGGAAUAGAAAUUCACCCACCGCCGCCACCGCUUCCGCCACCAGAUUUUAUGGCAGCCCUGGUGGGCAGUAUUCUCCGGCAGCCACCACGGCGCCUAUAAACGGGAGUCCGUUAGCGAUGUGGAGAAUCUCAGCCGUACAAAAUAAUGUACCGGCGUUUGGUAGCCGGGAACGGACGUCCAUGCACCCGUUGCCACUGUUUUCAGGAGAUGAGAUGAUGAAGGGCGGCAGCACUGCCGUGGGUGGCGGUGGGUCCGGCGGGUCUCAUCAGACCCGGUUUGUAUACGAGGCAAAAACGGCGGCGGACCAAGUGAGUUUGGAUCUUCAUCUGUAAUAAUUUAAUUAAUUGACAAAUUUCCCAAAGGAACAAGAAAUAUGAGACAAAUCCGACCGCUGGAAACGGAUUAAUAACAAUUUCUUUAAUUUUCGCUCUGUAAA
Molecule: messenger RNA, 1151 nt
Organism: Cucurbita moschata (crookneck pumpkin)
Lineage: Eukaryota; Viridiplantae; Streptophyta; Magnoliopsida; Cucurbitales; Cucurbitaceae
Product: zinc finger protein GIS2-like
Exons: 1
Coding region: 220-1047 (275 amino acids)
Biological process (GO): trichome differentiation; response to gibberellin; trichome morphogenesis
Molecular function (GO): DNA-binding transcription factor activity
Source: RefSeq, a predicted model, not a curated record